Pseudopipra pipra is the source of this 4242-nucleotide messenger RNA. RefSeq names its product polymeric immunoglobulin receptor (gene PIGR). The record is from RefSeq and is a predicted model, not a curated record. Lineage: Eukaryota; Metazoa; Chordata; Aves; Passeriformes; Pipridae. Gene Ontology annotation, molecular function: transmembrane signaling receptor activity. Gene Ontology annotation, cellular component: plasma membrane.
GCUAUUCCUUUAAGGCACAACAGGUGGAAAUGCAGGGCUAAAGGAGUAUUUAAACCAGCCUGGCACUGCCAGAGCCCUCGUCCUGCUGGGACAGGGAGGCAGGACACCCACAGAAGGUCCCGGGGUCACCAGCGGACUAAGAGUGGUCAGCCCCAAAGAAAAAGCAAGAAGCACAAAAACCCUGCAGAAGGAACUUCAGGUGGAAUGCAAGAAAAAUGGCUUUGCUAGCACUCAUCUUCCUCCUUGCCCUCCUCCCAGCUGGAUCUGCAAAAAGCAGACACCUCCCCAAGGCAGCAAUCCUGAGCCCCGUGUUCGGGCCGCGGCAGGUGUACGGCGUGGUCGGCGGGUCGGCGACCGUGACCUGCUUCUACCCCCCCACCUCUGUGAACAGACACGACAGGAAAUAUUGGUGCAGGCAGUCGGGCAGGAGCUGUGGGACUGUCACCUCCACCGGUGGCUACGUGUCCUCGAGCUUCAAGGGCAGGAUCUCCCUCACUGACUACCCAGAGGCAGAAAACUUCCAGAUCAACAUCUCCUCGCUUGCGCUGACGGACGCGGGCACUUACCUGUGUGGUGUUGGUGACAACGGCAGAGGGCUCUCCUACAAAGUCACUCUGAGUGUUUCCCAAGAUCCACCUGUACCCGAGGCAGCUGAGCAAUUCUACGUGAAGCUGCACAGCACCUGGACCGUGAUCUGCAGCUUCGGGGCGGAAUUUUCCACCUGGAGGAAAUACCUGUGCAAGAUGGAGGGAGAAGAUUGCCACGACAUCAUCGACAACCAAAACGGUGUCAUUGAUGAGGAUUUCAAAGGGCGAGUUCUGCUGAGCUACGAGCUGUCUGCAGACUCAGUCAACAUCAUGAUGACUCAGAUGGACUGGGAAGACUCAGGCUUGUACCGCUGUGGGGCCGGUGAAUAUGGGAAAAAUGGAAAAUCCAAGGAACUGGACGUGUUUAUCUAUGAGGACAAAAACUUCCGUCAGCUGAAGACCACGGUGACUGCAAAAACUGGAAGUUCAGCAACCUUCGAAUGCCUCUAUGACCCUCUGAAGAAAUCCUCAACGAGGAUCUGGGCCAAGUGGGAAGCUAACAGAUAUAACUGGAUCAUAGACAACACAGGCAAUGUGAGGCCACAGUACAGGGGAAGAGUGGCCAUGUUUGAGAACCCAGAUAACAGGACAGUCACCAUCAUCCUGAACCAGCUGAGCGAGGCAGACAACGCCUAUUACUGGUGCAUAACAAAUGAAGCGAAGGACCAGCAAUCAUCAGCUGAGCUGAAGGUCAUAGAAGGAAAACCUCAACUGACAGGAGAGAAGGAAGUGGAGGCACAAGUGGGCUCACGGGUCGAUUUAAGUUGCACCUACACGUGCGCCUACUACUCCUACGAGAAGUACUGGUGCAAGUGGAGCCCCAGCGGCUGCUCCGUGUUGCCAGCUUCUGAUCUUGGCCAGUCGGGGCCACAGACAACCUGCAGCACUUCCAACAGGACAGUUAUCCUGAGCUUCGACUCGGUGACGGAGGAUGAUGAGGGGUGGUACUGGUGCGUGGUGAAGAGCGACGGCCUCUUCGGGGAGACCAUGGCAGUGAAGCUGUCGGUGACCGCAGGAGAUGAUGCCAAGCACAACCCAGAGCUCCUGGAUGUUGAUGCCCCCAGCCACGCUGAGUUCCCCAACCACGUUGAGCCUGGCCCUGGACCCCGAGGAGGAGCCUACAGUGAAUCUGGGGUGCGAAGUGGAGCUGCCCCAGCAAGCUCUGAUCAAGGCCAUGGCUCCAAUACUCUUCCUUUAGUGCUGGGCCCUGUUGCUGCCCUGCUCCUGAUCAUCGUGACAGCUUUUGCCAUUGUUAAAUACAGGCAGAUGAAGAGAUCUGACCUGGUGUCCAUUGGGAGCUACAGGACAAACAUCAGCAUGUCAGACUUUGAGAGUGUGAAGGAUUACACUGCCAGCAACAGCACCUGUGUGAAGGAGAGCCAGGAGACUGCCAUCGGAGGGGACGAGUUCAUCACCACCAAGGACACCCCGGAAAGUGCUGCCGAGGUGAAGAAGGCAAAAAGGAGCUCCAAGGAGGAUGCUGACCUCGCCUACUCCACCUUCCUCCUCACCUCGGGCAGCAUCGCUCAGGGUGGCUCUGGGGGGGACAGCACUGCCCUGGAUGUGUCCCCCUCCCAGGAGCAGGUCUGAAGGUCAGGGAUUGAGAGGAGGCAGCGACUGGGACUGGCUCUACCUUGAGGAUCACACCAAGCCAUCAGCAAGCACACACACUGUUCAUUGCUACCACGAUUUCCUAUAGCUUGACCUUUUUUUUUUUCUUUUGCUUAAAUUCAGCUUCGAGCGGUGAUUUAGGAGGAAUUAUUUGAUGCCAAAUAGGGCUGGGCUGGAAGUGCAGGGUCUGAGGGAGCAGGUUGGACUGGGAGACCAAGUGGCUCAUCCCACCAACAGUUCCAACAGAGUGGGCUCUCACAGGGCAUUUUAAAAAAGUCCCAUUUUCUUUUAAAGGCAGCUGGAAAACCCUUUAGAACAGCAUCUGAUGCUUUUGAUUCCUCUAAGCUUUCUCAACCUGAGGGCAGCACCUGCAGGCCAGACAUGGUCUGAAGUGUUUUCAUGCACAAGCAAUAAAGAAUAUCAGUGGCUUUCAGCAGACCAGGGAACUCGAUCCGUGGGAGAGCACAGGGAGUCACACCCAGACAGACACAGUAAGGGUGGGACAAGCUGAAUAUUCCACAUAAAGCAAUGUAGGAAGCAGCAGUGAUGAAGAGGUGAUGAAGCAGAGAAGCAAUUUUCCCUGAACAGCAGGAAUGGGAUAGGCUGGUGCCUUACCUGAAAAAGAGAAGGGCUGUGGAGGGGUUUGACAGGGCCAGGGCAGAAACUGCACAGGAAUUCAAAUUCCUGACCUUGUGCUGCUGAAGUGCAGCUCUGAGACCAAACCAUAAAAUAUAAAGAUUGGGAAGCAUCACCCUGGGUAGGGUCUGAUCUGACUGUGUUACAGUAACACCACACAAUAUUUCUGGUUCAGUAAAGUAUUAGCUGCAUUUAAAAAAAUGAAAACAGUGUCAUAGCUCAGGGAGGUGCUGGAAAAUGGCUGUUACCUGAGAGACACUGAGUUUCACCAAGGACAAAACACAAAUUAUUCCUGAAUCAUGGACUUCCCCAGAGGGCAGCAGCCCCAACAGCAUUUGUGUUUUCACAUCCCCAGUGCAAUAAUCAUCACCUUACCCAUAGCAAGGCUGGGACCUCAAAGGUCAGGUUACAGCUCACCUACCUCCUCUCCAGGGCUCCAUCCCCUCAUCAGCCCUGUGGGAAGGGGCUUGGAUAUUGGAAAAGGUGUGGAGGGGCCAGGACAGGUCUGUGCCUGCCCGGAGUUGCUGGAAGUGAAUGAGUGACUCUGCUGGAAAGUGUCCCCGGGGCUGAGCAGUCACAGAGCGGCAGGAGAACGUAAGGUUUGGAAACUUCUGAGAGGAGAAAACCCCUUUUGCUCUCCCUUUGUGAAUCCACUUCCUCUUCAGCCUGCCCAAGGCGUCCUUCCCUCAGCUCCCACACCGCCCUGGGAGCAGCUGGGAUGAGCUUAAUUCCCAGGAGAGGAGCAGGGGCUGGGAAAGGGCUGAGCAUCCUGGCUCUGCCUGCACCCCUCAGCCCUGGCAGCUGCCUGCCUGAGACCCCUGCUCCUUCCCACUGCUGAUGCUUCCAGCUGGCACCUCAGUUCCAAAGGGGAAUGGCCCUGGGCUGCUGCUUUGCAAUGUAAAAUCCCUGGUUUUGAUGGAAGCAGCAAAGCAGGAGUGGGUUGGGGCAUGCAGCACUCUGCACAGGCUGUGAGCAGUGGAUAGGAUCAACAGUGAGGACUGUGACAGCAUAAGCUCAGGACGUGGAAUAAAACCCACACAUCUCACUCAAGCUGUGAUCCAGAGCCCACCACAAUCCAUGGAAAGGUCCACAGGGAGCUCACCUGACUCUUCACCAACGUGUCAGCCGAUUUUCGGGGUCAGUGGGGAGCUGUGGUAUCUCACUGUGUCACAGCAUCAUUCCCAGUGGUUAUUCUUUACCAGGGAAUCAUGGUAUGGGCUGUACCUGUGGGGUCUUAAAGGGUUGGUUUCAGGAGUGAUGGAGCUGAAAUAUCACCUUUCAGAGCCUGGAGGGAUGUAUUCACCCUGACACCUGGACAAAUGAGAGUCACUGAAAAAAAAAAAAACCAUGAGAAAGCAAAUUACAAGAAUCAAAGCCCUGACAGGCUUCCCUUUGGCCUAAACAAAUA